UAAUUCUAUUAAAUAGAGUACUGCGAGUAUUAUUAGCUACGUAUUAAAUAUUUGUGAACUUUUGUACAAAACAUUUUGCAAUGAUAAAUUCAAGAUAUUUUUUGAUAUUUUAUUUGAGUUUGUUUAUUAAAUACUCGUAUCCUGUAAUGGCAUUAGCCCUGAAGGAUUUGGCAACAAAUAUCAGUGAUGAUGCGGCUGUUUCCUCAUCCCACGCACGUACGGAAGAAGAGUUCAAGUAUGAUGGUCGCAUCGUAGGUGGCUUUGUGACAUCAAUUGCAAAUUAUCCCUAUCAGGUUUCAUUGCAAUAUCACAAUGCUCACAUUUGUGGUGGUUCAAUUGUAGCUCCCAAUAUCAUUUUAACGGCAGCUCAUUGCAUUGAACAGCCCUGGGAUACGGCAGCAUUUCGUGUACGUGCCGGUUCCUCUACUCAUCUCUAUGGUGGUCAAUUGGUCGGUGUCCGUCAUAUAUUAAAGCAUGAAGCAUACAGUAGUUCGACACUGGAUAGUGAUGUGGCUUUGGUAGUGCUUAAUAAAAAUCUUAUCUACACACGCACGGUACAGCCAGUCGAGUUGGCCGCAUGGGGCGAACAAUUGCCAAACGACGACGACGACAAUGAGUUCUUUGUAAGUGGCUGGGGGUUGACAAGCGAAACGGGACUAGUGUCUCCUCUACUCAACUUUGUUGCUGUACAUUUAAUUAAUCAAAAUACUUGCUCAAAGAAUUAUCAAUAUAUUGCAACAAUCAGUUCAAAAAUGUUUUGUGCUGGUUACCCCCAAGGUGGCAAAGAUAGUUGUCAAGGCGAUUCUGGUGGACCAUUGGUGAGUUAUGUUCCAUUAUCGUUGACGCCGUCGUCAUCAUCAACGUCAUUGCCAUUGACGUCAGCAACAAUAGCCGCAACCAAGCCAGUAUUUGAAUUACAGGCAAAUGCUAUGAAACCCAAACAGUAUGGUAUCGUUUCAUGGGGUAUUGGUUGCGCUCAAAAGAACUAUCCAGGUGUUUAUGCCAAUGUGGCUGCCUUAAGGCCUUGGAUAGAUGCAAAACUAAAUGAAAUUAAUUAUUUAUAUUCUAGUUAAUUUAAGAUAUACUUAUAUGUUGUCUGUACAAUCAGACAAUCUUCAUUAUAGAUUUAAUUUAUUUAUUUAUAUGUGUUUAUUUAUUAUUGAAAUAAAAUCUUGUCGUUUUAUUCAAUUCUCGUUCUAAAUUUGUAUGAGUGGAAAUAAAAUUGUAAACACAACAAUAUUAAAGUUA
Molecule: messenger RNA, 1248 nt
Organism: Calliphora vicina (urban bluebottle blowfly)
Lineage: Eukaryota; Metazoa; Arthropoda; Insecta; Diptera; Calliphoridae
Product: trypsin delta
Exons: 1
Coding region: 81-1073 (330 amino acids)
Biological process (GO): proteolysis
Molecular function (GO): serine-type endopeptidase activity
Source: RefSeq, a predicted model, not a curated record